UUUGCAUUUCAGACAGAUACUAAUCCGUGUGUACACGGAACUUGCAGCUCAGAUGACGGUGGUCAUGCUCACUAUCAAUGUACCUGUUAUACAGGAUGGACAGGAAGAAAUUGUCACAUUAUUGACUGUUCCAGCCCAAUAUACUGUUAUAACGGAGGGACAUGUGUGGCAAUGCAUUCUUACACCGAUUAUCGCUGUACUUGUUCAGAGGGUUGGGAAGGUCGAAACUGUGAACGCAGAGACUGUUCCAGUAACAUGUAUUGUAAAAAUGGGGGGACAUGUUCUGUCACAAAUGGAGGGUCAAGCUACGCUUGUAAAUGUGCUGCCGGCUGGACAGGUGUCAAUUGUGAACACGUUGACUGUUCCAGUCCAAUAUAUUGUUAUAACGGAGGGACAUGUGUGCCAAUCUAUUCUGACACCGAUUAUCGAUGUAUUUGUUCAGAGGGUUUGGAAGGUCGAAACUGUAAACUCAGAGAUUGUUCCAGUCACUUGUAUUGUAAGAAUGGGGGGACAUGUUCUGUCACAAAUGGAGGGUUAAGCUACACUUGUAAAUGUGCUCCCGGCUGGACAGGCGUCAACUGUGAAUACGUUGAUUGUUCAAGUCCAGUUUAUUGUCAUAAUGGAGGAACAUGUAAUUUGAUCCACGGUGGACGAGGGCAUACAUGUAGUUGUGCUGGUGGCUGGACAGGUACAAACUGUGAAUUAGCAGAUUGUUCAAGCCCACUUUACUGUCAUAACGGAGGGACGUGCAAUUUGAUCAAUGGCGGGAAAGGGCACACAUGUACUUGUGCUGAUGGCUGGAAAGGACAAAACUGUGAUUUAGUUGACUGCAAAAGUCCACUUUAUUGUCACAACGGAGGGACAUGUAAUUUGUUCAACGGCGGAAGAGGGCACACAUGCAGUUGUGCUGGUGGUUGGGAAGGUCCAAACUGUGAUUUAGUUGACUGCAGUAGUCCACUUUAUUGUCACAAUGGAGGGACAUGUACUUUAAUCAACGGCGGAAGAGGGCAUACAUGUAGUUGUGCUGGUGGCUGGAAAGGGCCAAACUGUGAUUUAGUAGACUGCAGUAGUCCACUUUAUUGCCACAACGGAGGGACAUGCAAUUUGAUCAACGGUGGAAAAGGGCACACAUGUAGUUGUGCUGGUGGCUGGGAAGGGCCAAAUUGUGAUUUAGUAGACUGCACUAGUCCACUUUAUUGUCAUAACGGAGGGACGUGUAAUUUGAUCAAUGGCGGAAAAGGGCACACAUGUAGUUGUGCUGAUGGCUGGACAGGGCAAAACUGUGAUUUUACAGACUGCAGUAGUCCAAUUUAUUGUCACAACGGAGGGACAUGUACUUUAAUCAACGGUGGAAGAGGGCAUACAUGUAGUUGUGUUGGUGGCUGGAAAGGGCCAAAUUGUGAUUUAGUAGACUGCAGUAGUCCACUUUAUUGUCAUAACGGAGGGACAUGUAAUUUGAUCAAUGGUGGAAAAGGGCACACAUGUAGUUGUGCUGAUGGCUGGAAAGGGUCUAAUUGUGAUUUAGUAGAUUGUUCAAGUCCGAUUUAUUGUCACAAUGGAGGAACGUGUAACUUGAUCAACGGCGGAAAAGGACAUAACUGCAAUUGUGCAGAUGGCUGGAAAGGAGCUAACUGUGAUUUAAUAGAUUGUUCAAGUCCACUUUACUGUCUUAAUGGAGGGACAUGUAAUUUGAUAAAUGCUGGAAGAGGGCAUACAUGUAGUUGUGUUGGUGGCUGGAAAGGAACAAAUUGUGAUUUAGUAGAUUGCUUGAGUCCACUUUACUGUCUCAAUGGAGGCACUUGUCAUUUGAUCAACGGUGGAAGAAGCCAUAUGUGCAGAUGUUCAGAUGGUUGGAAAGGCACAAAUUGUGACUUUGUAGAUUGCACUAGUCCGCAAUAUUGUCACAAUGGGGGAACAUGUAAUCUGAUAAACGGCGGAAGAAGCCAUUCUUGUAGUUGUGCUGAGGGUUGGAAAGGAACUAAUUGUGAUUUUACAGAUUGUUCUAGUCCACUUUAUUGCCACAACGGAGGGACAUGCAAUUUGAUCAACGGCGGAAGAGGGCACACAUGCAGUUGUGCUGAUGGCUGGAAAGGACCCAAUUGUGACUUAGUAGAUUGCACAAGUCCGAUACAUUGUGGAAAAUAUGGUGACUGCCAGCUGACAAAUGGGGGUCGUGACAAAACUUGUAUUUGUUUUUAUGGGUGGAAAGGUCCGAAAUGUGAAAAUAUUGACGUUUGCACGCCAUAUAAAAAGGCCGACUUUGUAUUUGUUAUCGACACUUCGAUGAGUGAAUAUAAUAUUACAUUUGAUAGGCAUAAACAAUACGUUCAGAACUUCAUAUCCAAAUAUCAAGUAGGGCCACCAAACUAUCGAUACCAGUUUAGUCUUGUGACAUUUUCUCGACAAGCGACCGUUCAUUUUUACUUAAAUACUUUUAACAACAAUAGCGAGAUACAGAACGCAAUAGAUCACCUAACAGUAGAUUGUGGUGGCCCGAGUUUGACUGGAACUGCUUUGAAGAAAGUACGCGAAGACGUUUUACAGACGUCAAAUGGUGUGAGAGAUCCGGUUGAUGUCGAACGCUAUAUAAUAUUAUUAUCGGAUGGACUGUCGUCGGACCCGAAUAUUGUGAUAUCAGAGGCAAAUGCUUUGAAAGUCAGCGGUGUGAAGAUUUACUCUGUUGGUAGUGGAUUGUCCAUACGUCAUGAGGAAUUGUUAGAAAUAUCAUCAUUUAAUCAUUUUGUGUUUCCAAUGGCAACAGAGGAUUGUUUACAGACACUCCUUAAAUACACCAUGUUUGGUUGUGACAAAUGUUCAACAUAUGUGUCAGAUGUUGCUGUUGUUAUGGAUGUCUCAGCUAAUAAAAACCAUAGAAACUUUGAUAUGCAAGUCAAAGCUGUAUCUUAUCUUUUAUCACUUACUGACAUUGGCCCAAAUGCAACCCAGUUCAGUUACUCUACGUUCACGAACGACACAGUGAGUGUAUAUAAUUUUACGACCCAUCACGAUCGAGUCAGUCUAAUAGCUGAUGUUAAUAAGAAAACAAGACAGGAAUACAAUACAAAUGUUAACAUAACCCGUGCUCUGAAUGAUGUGAAUAAAAAUGGAUUUUCAAAUUUGAGAGGACCGAGGCCAUAUGCAAGAAAGAUCCUAGUUUUGGUGACUUCAGGAAGCAUGAAUGAUACUCAAGAAAUAAAAACGGCGGCAAAACAGCUCAAAGACUCUGGAAUAAUAAUUGUUACCAUAGGUACUGGUAGAAAUGCUCACUGGAUCAACUUGCGUAAUAUAUCGUCGGACCCAACGCUAACGUUUGUACUAGGGGAUGACAACCAUAUCGGCGUUAAUGUGCUAGACUCUCUUAGAACAACUUUAUCAUAUGAUUAUUGUUCAAAUGUAUAACAUUGUAAAAUACAUGCUUUAAUUAUAUAAUUUUCAAUAUUGCCAUGACUUUAGUUACACUGUGUUUAUCUAUUGUUUUAUCAUAUAUUGUGCAGACAUCUGUCACUGCAUUAUAAUAAAGACAUUGAAGAAUA
Ruditapes philippinarum (Manila clam) is the source of this 3533-nucleotide messenger RNA. Its product is annotated as fibropellin-1-like. The transcript is spliced from 21 exons. NCBI's taxonomy places the organism in Eukaryota, Metazoa, Mollusca, Bivalvia, Venerida, Veneridae. The record is from RefSeq and is a predicted model, not a curated record. The coding region runs from base 172 to 3399 and encodes 1075 amino acids. Gene Ontology annotation, molecular function: calcium ion binding.